AUGAGGAGGGAGAACCAGAGCAGCGUGUCCGAGUUCCUCCUCCUGGGGCUCCCCAUCCGGCCAGAGCAGCAGGGCGUGUUCUUUGCCCUGUUCCUGGGCAUGUACCUGACCACGGUGCUGGGGAACCUGCUAAUCUUCCUGCUCAUCAGGCUGGACUCUCGUCUCCACACCCCCAUGUACUUCUUCCUCAAACACUUGGCCCUCACUGAUGUCUCCUUUUCAUCUGUCACUGUCCCAAAGAUGCUGAUGAACAUGCAGGUUCAAUGCCAAUCUAUCACAUACGCAGGAUGCAUUUCACAGGUGUAUUUUUACAUACUUUUCGGUUGUGUUGAUAACCUCCUCCUCGCGGUGAUGUCCUAUGACAGGUAUGUGGCCAUCUGUCACCCUCUCCACUACACCACCAUCAUGAUGGAGAGGCCGUGUGUGCUCCUGGUGGCUGGCUCCUGGAUUCUCUCCUGUGGCAGUGCCCUUCUGCACACCGUCCUGCUGGAGAGGAGCAUGAGGAGGGAGAACCAGAGCAGCGUGUCCGAGUUCCUCCUCCUGGGGCUCCCCAUCCGGCCAGAGCAGCAGGGCGUGUUCUUUGCCCUGUUCCUGGGCGUGUACCUGACCAUGGUGCUGGGGAACCUGCUAAUCUUCCUGCUCAUCAGGCUGGACUCUCGCCUCCACACCCCCAUGUACUUCUUCCUCAGCCACUUGGCCCUCACUGACGUCUCUUUUUCAUCUGUCACUGUCCCUAAGAUGCUAAUGAGCAUGCAAACCCAGGAUCAAUCCAUCCCCUAUGCAGGGUGCAUAGCACAGAUGUAUUUUUUUACUGAUCUGGAUGAUUUCCUGCUCACAUCAAUGACCUAUGAUCAGUACGUGGUCAUCUGUCACCCUCUCCCGUACAUCACCAUCAUGAGACAGGGACUGUGUACCUUACUGGUAACUGUAUCUUGGAUUCUCUCCUGUUCCAAUGACCUGUGUCACACCCUUCUCCUGUCCCAGCUGUCCUUUUGUGCUGACAACACCAUCCCCCAUUUUUUCUGUGACCUUGCUGUCCUGCUCAAGCUCUCCUGCUCAGACACAUCCCUCAAUGAGCUAGCCGUUUUCAUGGCAGGAGUGGCUGUCAUUAUCCUCCCACUAAUAGGCAUCUUGAUCUCUUAUGGCUGCAUCGGGGCCACCAUCCUGAAGGUUCCAUCCACCAAGGGGAUUUGCAAAGCCUUGUCCACAUGUGGCUCCCAUCUCUCUGUGGUAUCUCUGUAUUAUGGAACAAUUAUUGCACUAUAUUUUUUCCCCUCAUCCAGCACCUCCAGUGACAAGAACAUAAUUGCCUCUGCAAUGUACACAGUGGUCACACCAUUGCUGAACCAUUUCAUUCAUAGCCUAAGAAACAGGGAGAUGAAGGGGGCCCUGGAGAAACUCUUCCACAGGGCAAAAUCUUCUCUCAGUGACGCUGCUCAUCGUUAUAACAGACACAUGUAUUCACAUAACCUCAGAUCCUACACCCCAAUCUUGAAUCCAGCAUGGAAUAAGUGCCCAAUAGAUAUUUGA
This is a messenger RNA of Eubalaena glacialis (North Atlantic right whale), 1530 nucleotides long. RefSeq names its product olfactory receptor 1J4-like. The record is from RefSeq and is a predicted model, not a curated record. Gene Ontology annotation, biological process: G protein-coupled receptor signaling pathway. Gene Ontology annotation, cellular component: membrane. Gene Ontology annotation, molecular function: olfactory receptor activity; G protein-coupled receptor activity. Lineage: Eukaryota; Metazoa; Chordata; Mammalia; Artiodactyla; Balaenidae.